CUGGUCCAAAGAGCUUCUGAAUCCUGUCGACUAGAUUUCAACCAGGGCUUGAACACAUCCCCAGGGGACUCUGAGGGCAGGCAGAACAGGAGCCCAGCCAGCAAGCCACCAUGGAGCAGAUCCGCUCUUUCUUCCAGUCAAUCUGGGAUCUUAUUCUCACCAAGCACCAGGAGGGCAUAUUCAACACAGUCUGCCUGGCAGUGCUGGCCGGGCUGCCCUUAAUUGUCCUGUUGGUCUUCCUUUUCAUCUGUUGUCACUGCUGCUUCUGUAGCCAGAGGGGCAAAAACAGCAGCAAUGGAGGUUGCAGCAGCAGCAAUGGGCAAGUCCAAGCAGAAAAGAACAAGAAGAGGAAGAAGAAGAAGGAUGAAGAUGACCUGUGGAUCUCAGCUCAGCCCAAGCUGCUCCUGUUGGACAAGAGGCCAUCACUGCCAGUCUAAUUAAUGGGAAAGAGAGAGGACACUCCUCCUCAAGAUCCAGCGAGUCCUUCAGGCCAUGCACUGUGAGGGGAAGGAGCUACUGCAAUGGCUCUUUUACCCUUUAAUAAUGACUCUAGACUAAAUAGGAUUUCCAGGCCAAGCCAGACUCUGGCAAGAUCACUAAGAUGAUAAACAGAAGACAUAAAGUCGGGCAUACGUUUAUAUGCCAGCAGUGUAUACAAUGACAUACACACACACACAUGCAGUGAUAUACAUGCACUUCCAUGUAUAACCACUCACAUACUCAUGAGGUCAUGGCUAUGCAGCUUCACGUGCGUAAAGAUGUACAUAUGCUCACACAUAAACAUGCCUGCUGUCACGUGCAUGCAGAUACCCAUGCACAAGGUCAUGUGCCUUCAUGUGUAUGACGCACAUAAAUGUAGUCAUGUGUACUAACAUGUAUACAAGGUGGUAUAUAAAUUCAUGCAUUCACACAUGCACCUAAAAUCUAGUACAUCUUGAACUCCCCUCUACAAACUGAGGCAUGUGUAAAGUACACAGGACAAGCCCACAUGCUUGUAUGGAUAAUACAUAAGUAUCAAAUCAGACUAAACUGAAAUACCACCCUGGCUUAGAGGUACAAGAGGAGAUGAGCAUACAAUCAUAUCAGAAUGAGAAGAAUUCUUCCCCCAAAUCCAUGGCAAGUAACAGUUUUGCUGCUCCAAAAGAUAAAUUUUCUAUCUAUCACAGGACUUUCCUAGCAAAUGCAGUAACAUGAUCCAAUCUUAUAGACCCCAAGACAGCAAAGCAGAAAAUGACGUUGCCAAACAGGACAAAGGCAGGCAAGAACAGAACAGAUGUGGCAUCAUACAGGACUGAAAACUCUACAUGGACAUUGAGAAGCCUGUUUAAAACUGGUCUUUUAAGAGCUCAUCAUGCUGGAGUUAAGGUGGCUUCAUUUCCAUGGUACAGUGAGAGAAGAGACUCCAUAUGGAAGCAUGGCUACAGCAUUAAUUUAUCUAAUGACUACUAGAAACAGUUAACUCUUGGACCAAAGGCCCACACUUAUCACUGAGAUCUACAGAAAACUGGCUCCAGGCAAUAACUCAGGGCAUGUGCCACUCUCGCAUACAGAGACAUGCAUGUGCAUGUCCAUGUGUGCACAUGCGUGUGUGCGCGCACACACACACACACACACACACAUACAUACAUACACACUGACCCCCUAGCACUCAGCUUCUGGUUUUGGGUGCAUUUCAUUCUGUCACUGUAAGGGCAGCUGAGUCUACAAUAAACCGGGGAUGAAGUUAAAUGACAUGUAAUCCACGUAUACUUCACUUCUUUGCCCACUAAAGCUUUGGUCCCACACUGCUCACCCCAAUGAAAGACUGUCCUCACCAGAACUUCAAGAUCUGAUAGACUCCCCUUCCUCAUGAGUUAAGGCAGCUCACUCCAUCCUAGCUAACCUUGUCCCUGUUCCACAUAAGCAUACUCAGACUGCCAAGCCUAUUUCCUAAGGAACCAGCCUGACCUCUCCCUAGUCCACUAUUGCAAGAUCUGUUGAAGCCUCACUGACAUGUUGUGCAAAUAGUCGGAGUGUCGGGAAGCCUCACUGUAUCUGUUCUUUGCACUAAGGUAAUGCAAGAGCCAAACAGUUUCACUCUAAAGGCUCCAUUGGGAACUUUUUGUUCUCUUGUUUUUAAUCUCCAAAGCGAACUGACCAGGCAGUUCACAGAGAAAGAAAAAAUAAUACACACCCACCCAGACAAGUGCUGGUAGAGACUGCCAAACUGCAAGCACCAGCAUGGCAGGCUCAAAAAGGGACUGGCAGACAGAACAUUGACUGCUUAGAGCUGUUUGGAGCUAAUCAACAAGUCAGCUGUUUUGACUUUACAACACUUGAUCUGAUGCCAAGCCAC
This is a messenger RNA of Alligator sinensis (Chinese alligator), 2335 nucleotides long. Its product is annotated as KIAA0040 ortholog. The record is from RefSeq and is a predicted model, not a curated record. The transcript has 3 exons. NCBI's taxonomy places the organism in Eukaryota, Metazoa, Chordata, Crocodylia, Alligatoridae. The coding region runs from base 111 to 437 and encodes 108 amino acids.